Mercenaria mercenaria is the source of this 2672-nucleotide messenger RNA. RefSeq lists its product as uncharacterized. The record is from RefSeq and is a predicted model, not a curated record. The transcript is spliced from 2 exons. The coding region runs from base 859 to 1785 and encodes 308 amino acids. Lineage: Eukaryota; Metazoa; Mollusca; Bivalvia; Venerida; Veneridae.
GUAUUUUAAAGAGUACGAUAAGCUAACUUAUAUUUUGGAUUUUUGAGAGCGCCUCGUACCUUGGAUUUCAUGCGUAUGCUUGUCGAAUGAGCAACCAUUUGAUGAUUAAAAUUCAGGGCUGUUGCUCCGAAGAUUCUAGGAUGUUUGUCAGUUUGCCUUGUGAAUGUGUUCUCUGGAGGUGUCGUUAACCUUUAGCCUGCUGGCGGCAAGUGAUUCUGCCUUUGCGACCAGUGCAGACCAAGAUCGGCCUGCACAUCCGUGCAAUCUGACCAUGGUUUGCACUGUUUGCUAUUCGGUCAGUAAAUUUUCAGUGAACACCCCUUCGAAUAAAAAAUGAUCGUGUUUAAAUUGAAUGAUGGACCAGUCCAUUUUAGAAAUUUAGCAGGCUAAAGGUUAAAACAGAAGUUAAACUGUACAUAUGCAGUAUGAUAGCAUAUGCUUGAAUUACCUCUCAGCAUGACGGGUACGAUUCAAACACCAGUGAAAAAGAUUGCACUAACUUUGUAUUAAAACGGAUAUAUUUAAUAUAACGAUAUUAACAAAAUGUUAGUUGCAAAUGGAAAUGAUGGCAUUAUUACAUUACAUUAGAGCACAUGAAGACGAGAUCUCCUGGGAUAAAUUAACAGAAAUUCUGGUGUCUGCUGACGGUAUCAUGUCAUUCCGAAGUCAGUGAACUAUACCAUAUUCUGAAAAUUGUAAUAGACAUAAUGAUAUCUGCAAAACCUGUGUAGGGUUAAUUGGUUAUAGGAAGCCAAAUGGAGUGACUUUCAAGUUUUUCAAAACUGUGGAUACCUGUACAGAAGAGCCCUGCUGUCAGGCUUGUGAUUUUGAGGAAAACUUUUUAAACGGUAUUCAAGAAUGGGCGGGCGGCUCCAAGCGAAACGAUGUAUGCACCACUGGACUACAAGGAUGCUAUGUGUAGUGCUUUUAAUUCUACAAGCAGUUUCUAUGAACUGGUAUCUAAUGAGUAAUCUCUCAUAUACAUGGGCAGCAAUUUACGGCGCCGACGCCGUCGUCGUAGCUCUCUUUGUCAUAGCAUUUAUUAUGGCUUCUAGAAACAUUAAUGUAGAGAAACACAAUCAAGAACUGACAUUUUAUGAUGUACAACAUUUACCUCUGACAUAUAUAUCUUGGUUUGUGUAUACUGUCGUAAUGGAUAUAAAAAUUGCCGUCAUAUUUAGCACCUUUUCUACUGAUCUAGACGAGGCGUUUUUCUUUGGACCAAACACUUUGAAAACCACGAUUGCUCUGACGGGGAUAGUGUUCCUGUCAUAUUUACCUACAUUAAAUGAUGUUCAGCACGGACAUAGAAAAGAUAUCAUCAUUACGCUCACCUCAACAGUCGUUUUUGAUAUUCUUGACGGAGUCGACAAUUUAGAAAAUCUUUUUGAGAAAGAUGUACGCGACACUUACCCACCAGGUCUUGACGACGCCAUUAUUGCAGUUUGUUGUAUUAAUUUCCUGUUACCCACAGUUCCAUUGUUCACGCUCGCUAAAACGAAAUUUGGAAUAAAGAAACUGCCGUUUAAAUUAGAAAUGUUACAUAAAUUUGCCAUUGCGUACCUAGUGAAUCUGCCUUUGUUUGUGACACGUAUGAUCACAUGGCAUGGCAUGUCGCAAGGUAUUUCAAUUUUUCUCCUCAAAAACAUAAUGGCGAUGGGUGUUGUUACAUUUGAAGUGUGUGAAAAAUUGUUAUUCAAAAAGAAAGACAAGGAAGAAAAAGAAGUGAACGAUUCUCAUGAUGGCGCUGGUACCAGAUACCUUCAUAGCACGUCUUCAUUGUAACCUAUAUGUGUAUCUAAAUUCGUUGACUAUUGACGGUAUUAUUGACCAGUUGAACUUCAAACUAUCUAGGAUGUGCUUUUCUCAUAUUAUUGUUGUUGCUUGUAGAUAAUGGAUUACCGUAGUUCUGCACGUUCGGAUAAAAAUCUAAUAUGUAGAAUUUGGUCAAACUUUGACUUGUCAAAACAUCAUUACUUAGAAAAUACAAAAAAUAAAAAUUAUACGGUCAUGUGGACUGAUUUGAAUUUUUUUUACCUCACACACGUGACGAAUUUUCAUAGAUGGAGUAUAUAGGAAAAUCACAAUUUCGAAAACAUUUUCGCCAGUUGUAUUUUUAUUACAAAGUAGAUAAUAACCAAACUUGUCACAUUCUGAAAAACAGAUUAUCUGCAAUAUGCUGAAAUGAAAUGUAUAGGUCCGUGAGCUUGUUUUUUGAGAUACUUGCCCACUAUUAAGGAAACCCGCACAUUUCAAGCUGAUUUUAAGACAUUAUUUGGAAUUAUUUAACGCGUAAAACGUUUUAACAUCAUAUUUUAACUUUAUAUAGUAACAUUACCUUUGUAAUAAAUUUACCCGCAGAAUGCCAUUAAUUCAUAAAAUGAUUUUAAUCUCCGUAUGUUGAGUCCAGAUUUUAUUCUACGUUAUCCGGAUAAAUGACGGUACGCCAUAUCACUUCCGUUUUACCAAACGUGCAGAACAACCUUAAUUCGGACAUUCGUUUAGUAUACACAGAGUGCUUCUGAUAUGUUAUUAAACAUUAGAAUUUUUGCUUUCUGAAUAGAUAUUUGUUAAUUAUCAUGAUUAUGCCAGCUUCUUCUCUCCAAGAAGUAGAAAAGACAAUAAAAUUCGUCACUGACAAUGAAUUACUUGCGUCUGAGUGGCACAAGUUA